Pseudogymnoascus destructans is the source of this 1283-nucleotide messenger RNA. RefSeq lists its product as uncharacterized. The record is from RefSeq and is a predicted model, not a curated record. Lineage: Eukaryota; Fungi; Ascomycota; Leotiomycetes; Thelebolales; Thelebolaceae. Bases 312 to 1283 code for a protein of 323 amino acids. The transcript has a single exon.
GGCGCCAGUUUGAUUUCGAUUCCAUGGGACUGAUAGUAAGCUUCCGAGGCUAUAACGGCGUGAUUCUGCGUGUUCUUCUUAUAUAUGGUCCGAGUCUUUCUUUCCCUUUUUACUCCAUCUCGUAUUUUCCCUGUAUUUACACAGAUAUCACUUCUCAUACCCCACUGCUUCCUUUUGCCAAUAAAGAUCACAAACUAUGAUUGCCAACAAAAAAUAAACCAAGAGGGAGCUAGCAAUAGCAGCACUUGGCUUGGAUAAAUAAGCCCCUGUUACAUUCCAGAGUGAAUCAGGCCAGUUCUGCAACGAGAAAGAUGGGCUACAAGGUGGCCGACGAGAACUGCUUCCAAGAAUCGCCCCAGUUCAGCCGUCCAGAAGUAGGAGAUCAAUGCAACAAUCCGGAUGAAGGUAUAAACGACAGGCUGCAGCAAAAUGUUGACAGUGACAACGGCAAGCAUCUUGUGAAUAAUACUGGCUGUGACACUAAGACAACAGAUGUUAUCAAUCCAAGCGCAGACGGAAAUGUGCACGACGAUCCUGUCUUAGUGGUCACUCCGGAAUUGCAGAAGCGCAGUUGGCUGCUGGAAGUUUCACAAUCUGCUGAGGACAACCCUGAAAGCGUCAAUAGCGUCAACAGCGAUAACGCAUCUGAUGGGGGAAGCUGGACUUUUGAGGAUGGGCCUGAUGCCAACUUGAAUAUACAUGAGCUCCAAAUACAAAAUAUGAUGCGUAUCAGUGAGGCUCUGGAGGCAAGGGCAAGGAAGGCUGAAAAGGAAAUAUCAGACAAUGACAAGGUUUUCAAGGAACAACUCAACGACGCUUAUUUCAAGCACGCCGAAUCCAUGCAAGCUCAACAGGACCAGUUCGAUACUGAACUCGCAGAGGCUCUGAAGAUUAGGAAAGAAGUUUUUCGCGAGAAUGGCGAUCUAAAAGUGCAAUAUCGCGGAGCCUGCGCGCAAAUCAAGGAUCAGACUGAGAAAAUUAAUGAUCUCGAUGCCAGAGUAUCAGGGUAUAUUGCGGUGCUUAAGCAAGUCAAGGCUCCAGAUGGGUCGGUUUACACCCAUAAGCAGAGGCAGGGCACAAUCGACGACCUAAAACGGGACGCCAAUGCACAGAGAGAGUUCUACAUGAAUCAAAUCAAAACUCUGGAGAAUCAAGUGGCAAGAAAGAUGGCCCGCCUCAACAAAGGCGCCGAAGAAUCUCGCAACCUCCAGCAUAAGCUCCAAACUCUCAGCACUGAGCUUUCGGAUGAACAACAAAAUGCCGAGACGCCGAGGCCAAACUAG